Molecule: messenger RNA, 2175 nt
Organism: Labeo rohita (rohu)
Lineage: Eukaryota; Metazoa; Chordata; Actinopteri; Cypriniformes; Cyprinidae
Gene: gnpda2
Product: glucosamine-6-phosphate deaminase 2
Exons: 7
Coding region: 181-1014 (277 amino acids)
Biological process (GO): D-glucosamine catabolic process; N-acetylglucosamine catabolic process; carbohydrate metabolic process
Cellular component (GO): cytoplasm
Molecular function (GO): glucosamine-6-phosphate deaminase activity; identical protein binding
Source: RefSeq, a predicted model, not a curated record
UCUCCAUACAUGGGCAGUGCUUACAACCCGGAAGUGUGUCGUCAGCGCACAUGACCGGAACUCGAUCAUAUGAUCAGUGUUUUCAAAGAAAACUUGUAUCCAUUCACCCCGUUGUGGCUGAGAUCCUGCGUUUUAUUACUAGUCUUAAGGUUUGCAGUGACCUGUUAUCAGUGAGAAGUCAUGAGACUUGUGAUUCUGGACGACUAUGAUCUGGCCAGCGAAUGGGCUGCAAAGUACAUCCGCAACCGGAUCAUCCAGUUCAAACCCAGUGCUGACCGCUACUUCACUUUAGGACUUCCAACAGGUAGCACACCCCUCGGCUGCUAUAGGAAGCUGAUCGAAUAUCACAAGAAUGGAGACCUGUCCUUUAAAUACGUGAAGACUUUUAACAUGGACGAGUAUGUGGGUCUGCCCAGGGAUCAUCCCGAGAGCUAUCACUCCUACAUGUGGAAUAACUUCUUUAAGCACAUUGACAUCGAACCCCAGAACACCCAUAUACUGGAUGGGAAUGCCAGCAACCUGCAGACCGAGUGUGAAGCCUUUGAGCAGAAAAUUACUGCGGCUGGUGGAAUUGAGCUGUUUGUGGGAGGCAUUGGUCCAGACGGGCACAUCGCCUUUAAUGAGCCCGGCUCCAGUCUUGUGUCCAGGACCAGAGUGAAGACCCUGGCCAAGGACACGAUAGUAGCCAAUGCUCGAUUCUUUGGGAAUGAUCUUUCCAAAGUGCCCACCAUGACUCUGACUGUUGGAGUAGGAACAGUGAUGGAUGCCAGAGAGGUCAUGAUUCUGAUCACAGGGGCUCAUAAGGCCUUUGCCCUAUAUAAAGCCAUCGAGGAGGGUGUGAACCACAUGUGGACGGUAUCUGCCUUCCAGCAGCACCCACGAACCAUUUUUGUUUGCGAUGAAGAUGCAACGCUGGAGCUCAGGGUCAAAACUGUGAAGUAUUUUAAAGGGCUGAUGCACGUCCACAAUCAGCUAGUUGAGCCGAUGCUCAGCGUGAAGGACUACAUGGACUGAACGUUCGAGACGGGACGUCUCGAAAAGCAGCAGAAAAACCGGAAUGACAUCAGUGUGAAUGAGUGGAAACUGGCCUCAGGGACCACAGCAGUUCUGAAUGGUUAUAAAGUGUUUAGAGGUCUCCGUCAGCAUAACAGUCUUUAUAAUUCACUUUUAACCUUCUUUAAGGCCAGUAUUAACAGGAAAAGGCAAUGUUUUAGGGAAACUGUACUAAGCACUCUUACUUUAACUUUUUCAGCUAAUAUUUACUAUUAUAGAUAACACUAUCACACUCCUUCACAUCAUUAAUGAAAAAGUCAUCUGUUACAACCCAUUAUGAGAAAGCGAACAUGUCAGUUUCAGGCAUGUGUUUUCACUGAUGGUCAGUCUUUCAAUAACACGCUAUAACUCACAGCUACUUAAAGUUGACUUGAAUGUGGAAUUUUACUCCAAGGCAACUUAUUGAAAGUGUUCUUGGGAAUAUUUUUGUUUAGAUGUUACAAAAAUACACUCUAAAGUCUUUUCCCUUAAUUCUCCAAAUUUCGGAUCUCUCCCUUUACAUAUGAAACCUUGAGGAUUUAUGGUACCCACAAUCAUUUGUAGUGUCAAAAUAGGAGUUAACAGGCAGUGGAAGCUGAUCUGUGAUCAGAAUUUCCCAAAUACAUGUAAUUUUAUACAGUUUCAACUAUGUUUUCUUGCCUUUGAAUGAAUCCAGGUUACUUGCAGUAUGUAAAAACAAUGGAAAAUGCUAGAGAAGUGUUUCAUGUUUGCUUAUUCAUAUAUUAAAAAGGCUUUUAUUAGCAUAUCUGAGUAGAGAGGUAAUCUAAUUUUACACGUGAUGUGUAGUACUCAUGUAUUCUCUUUAGUUACUGUUCUUUGUGAUAAAGUCUGUUUCAUUUCUUAAAAAUAUAAAGCACAAGGUUCACAUUUUACUUGUAUUGUAAAAGAAACUAUCAUUUCAUUGCUUUCUGAGUUUAUGCUGAGCUUUUGUUUUUGGUGUUUCUAAACCUCCUGUACUGUACUUUAGUGAAUGUUUUUGCAAGGAGAGUAUACAUUUUUAUGGAUUUACGAAUUUGUUAAUUUUAUGUGAACUGACUGUUAACAGAUUUGCACUCCAAAAACCAAAUCAUCCUCUUUGUCUUUCUGUACUUUCAUGAAUGGAUAAAUAAAAAGUUUCAUUUA